Toxotes jaculatrix (banded archerfish) is the source of this 1094-nucleotide messenger RNA. It is a transcript of the gene pih1d1, whose product is annotated as PIH1 domain containing 1. Lineage: Eukaryota; Metazoa; Chordata; Actinopteri; Toxotidae. Gene Ontology annotation, cellular component: R2TP complex; cytoplasm; ribonucleoprotein complex. The coding region runs from base 143 to 997 and encodes 284 amino acids. The record is from RefSeq and is a predicted model, not a curated record. Gene Ontology annotation, biological process: rRNA processing; box C/D snoRNP assembly. The transcript has 12 exons.
UGAACUUCAUCGUGACAUCUCACGGCAGUUGCUAGUACGAGUGGAAAGGUGUCCUGAUUAGUGAAAUUGAAGUUUAUUGAGUCACCGUGCAUGCUGGAAAGCGAGCGUGUUGAAGAAAAACUGCAUCCAACAGACUCAAACCAUGACAACAGACUCCUCACUCCUCAACUCUGAACUGGAGUUACAGCAGCAAGAGGAGCUGUAUCAACAGCUGCUGUUACAGACAAUGGGAAAGAUGCAGACUGAAAACCCAGAUUCUAAAGUAAUCCGACCACAACCUGGCAUCUGCGUCAAGACUCUCUCAGAGCCAGACAAACAGAAGGUGUUUGUCAACAUCUGUCAGUCAAACUCAGUCCCGCCUCCACCAGAACUUUCAAGAGAGGAGCUUGUGGAACUGCUUCAAUCAGAGGAUCCCAGUGGCUACAGAGUUCCCAUGAGCCUUGGCGAGCCACACACAGAAGUAGACAACAGCUCUCAGGGUUGCACGGCUUAUGAUGUGGUCAUCAACCAGGAGUUCUUCCAGAGGUGCCAGAAGGAUCCCUUGUUCCAGCAGUUUGUUAUUCUGGUGUCUUUAGAGGGUUUGGAGAACAAAUACAACAUGGAGCUAAGCAGAGACUGGAAGGUAAUGAAGAACAGAAAGUUCCUGGGCUCUGUUAGCGAGCAAAACAUUCGGACAAAGAGCAGACCAGUGAUCCAAGAGCUGCAGCCUCAGGAAAUCUCCACUGCUACAGUGAGACGACCAGAAUUCACUUUGCUUGCGGAGCCUCCUGCUGGUGACCCUGAGUACCUCAUAGCAGAGAUAAAGCUACCCGGGGUGCCAUCAUCUCGCUCUCUGGUUCUGGACGUUGGAGAGGACCGGCUGGUGUUGACAGCCCGGCCCUCGCUCUUCCACCUCGACAUCUGCCACCCCUUCCUCAUCGAUCAAGAGAACAGCGUGGCACAGUACAACAAAAGCACUGAGAUCCUGACAGUCACUAUGCCCGUGGUGUCCUCAUGAAACUGGAGAAGUUAUGUCCAGUCAAUUAAUUUAUUUACUUUGUUUUUGUUUAUUUUUGUUGAUGCUGUGCUAAUAAAAGCGUUUUUCUAUGAGGUCA